GGUUCCAUUCUAUCUUGUCCUCACUCACUCUCAUAUUAUACUUGUCAUCAUGUUUAUAUUCUGAACCUCACCUACAUUCUAUCUCUCAAUUCCAACAGCAGAACUCUGCCUGAAGAAUAGUACAUCCACAGCCUUUGAUUGCAAUUGCAGUUACAUAGAGUCUGUAACAAGCAAUGAUUAAUCGGAUAGCAAUAGCAGCGGUGGUGAUUCUCAUAGGAUGGGCUUAUAUGGCCAUACAGCCUCCUCCACCAAAAAUAUGUGGAUCCAUUAACGGUCCUCUGGUUACUUCACCUAGAGUGAAACUCAACGAUGGGAGACAUUUGGCUUACCGGGAGUUUGGUUUUCCAAAGGAAGAAGCUAGGUACAAGAUCAUUGUCGUUCAUGGAUAUGCCAAUUCCAAAGAUACUCAUUUGCCAGUUUCUCAAGAACUUAUUGAUGAUCUUGGGAUAUAUUUCCUCUACUUCGACAGAGCAGGUUAUGGGGAUAGUGAUCCAUAUCCGUCACGUUCAGUGAAGAGUGAAGCAUAUGAUAUUCAAGAACUAGCAGAUAAAUUACAGAUUGGGAAUAAAUUCUAUAUCAUUGGAAUAUCAAUAGGAGCUUAUCCAGUUUGGAGCUGCCUAAAGUACAUUCCACAUAGAUUAUCCGGAGCAGCUUUGGUAGUUCCAUUUGUAAAUUAUUGGUGGCCUUCUUUUCCUGUUAAUCUAUCAACAGAGGCAUUUCAAAUGCUCCCUCAACCAGAUCAAUGGACAUUUCGAGUUGCACAUUACACCCCUUGGUUAUUCUAUUGGUGGAUGACUCAAAAUUGGUUCACUUCAUUGAGUUUCACAAAUGCUGAAAUGUUCCCUCCGGAUGAUGUUGAGAUCCUUAAAAGCCUCUCAGAAGCCCCAAGCACUGGCCAGGAGAAAAUAACACAGCAAGGUGAGUAUGAAUCAUUAUACCGCGACAUAAUUGCUGGUUUUGGAAAGUGGGAGUUUGGCCCAACAGAGAUAAGAAAUCCAUUUUCUGAGAAUGAUGGUUCAGUUCACAUUUGGCAAGGCCUUAAAGAUAAGGUGAUUCCCUAUACACUGAACCGCUACAUCUCACAGAAACUUUCCUGGAUUCAUUAUCAUGAGCUUCCUGAAGGAGGUCAUUUAUUUAUAUUUAAGAGUAAUCAAUGUGAGUCCAUAAUUAGAGCACUUAUAUUAUCAUAAGGUAUUCAUAUGAUAUGAUAGUGUCUGUUAAAAAACUAUUAGUCUACAUAUUGUCUUGUGCUUUUUGCGUGAAAAUGAUACUCUUACAUGUUAGAAGUUAUAAUUCAAUGUCUUGGAUGCAAGCUUGUGUUCGAUGUAGGUGUGUUCGGCCUAAUCGAAGUAAUAGUAUUCGACAUAGUCGAAUACAACAUUUUGUUGUUGUGUCGAAGCCAAAAUAUGUUUUGGGCUUAGGUUGUAAGUUUUGGGCUUAGGCCUUGAUCGCUUAUAAAUAGGCAUGCUAUUGAAUAGUUAUAUAAUUGAACACUUAACAACUUUAGUAAUAACAACUUCACAUAUUCAAAAUACAUUUUUCUCUCUUUUCUCUUUUCUUCUUCCUCGUCUUUCUUGAAAAUCCUAAUUGUCCCAACAAAUUGGUAUUAACAAGCUCGAGUUGUGUUUUAGAGAGAAUCUAUAAUGGCAAACGGGACAACAACAUCAACACAAUUUCCAGCAAAUCUACCAAUUUUCAAAGGCGAGAAUUAUGAGAGGUGGAUUGUGCAAAUGAAUGUCAUCUUUUGAUUUCAAGAUGUGUCUGAAAACUUGAAUGAUGGAGUACUGGCAUUGAAAGCAAAUGCAGAUGAUGAAUAUAAGGCUGCACACAAAGAUAAAGGAAGAAACAUGGAAAACUCUGUUAUUGAUUCAUCAACGUGUGGAUCCUAACCUGUUCGAGAAGAUCAUUGAAGAGGAAACGACCAAAGGAGCAUAGGACAAGCUGAAGAACGUGUACAAAGGAGAUGAAAAACUGAAAAGGGUGAAGUUGUGGACAUUGAGAAAAUAAUUCAAGAUGACUCAGAUGAAGAAAGAUGAAUCAGUCUCAGAAUUCUUUUCACAUGUGGUGCUGUUAACGAACCAGAUGAAGGUGUGCGGUGAAUCAAUCAACGAUUUACAAAAGAUAGGGAAAGUGUUGAGAUCUCUGACUCCAAAUUUUGAUUACAUUUUAGUGUCUAUUGAAGAGUCCAAGAACUUAGCUGAGAUGAAGUUGGACGAACUUCAAGAUUCAUUAGAGCCUCAUGAGAUGAGGCUGAGGUUGAGGAACUAAGAAAAGGAUAAGGUGGUUUAAUAUGCGCUGCAAGCAAGAUUCAUCAAGAAGUCUCGAAAAGAGAAGGUGAAACAUAGAAAGAAUCUUGAUAGUGAUGAGAAUUCAAGCAAAAACUCAAAGAAUCACACUGAUUCAACCAAAAAACACAUGGGCAACAAGUACUCGAAAAAGAAAGUUGACAUGAAGGAGGUGCAGUGUUACGACUCUCAAGGAUUUGGCCAUUAUGCUCGAGACUAUCGAAGAAAGAAAGAAGCAAGAGAAAAAAGAUGGUGAUGAAGUGAAAUAUGCUCAUGCUGGAGAUAGUUAUUUUGAGGAUGUGCUACUAAUGGAAAAUACGCAAUCGAGCAAUGAGCAAACCAAAACGUGGCACCUAGAUUCAGGAUGCAGCAACCACAUGACUGGUAAUAAAAACUGGUUCACCAAGUUAGAUGAAUCAGUCAAGAAAGUGAUCAAGUUUGCAGAUGGCAGACACGUCAGAUUAGGUGGUAAAGGAAACAUAUAUGUGGUUAGAAAUGAUGGUCGAAAAGCCAACAUCAUUGAUAUGUUGUAUGUACCUUUGAUGACAAGUAACUUGAUAACCAUAGAUCAAUUGCUUGCGAAAGGGUACAACUUGAUGGUAGAAAAGAAUUAGAUGAAAGUAUAAGAUGGUGAUGGAAUAUUGAUUCUGAAAGCACCAUUGGCAGACAACAAACCUUCAAAGUAGAGAUCAACACGGUUGAUCACAAGUUUCUUGCUUCAACUGCAGAAGAAAACAAGAAUUGGCAAUGACAUCACAGGUAUGGGCAUCUAAACUUCAGAAGUUUAGGUAUGCCCAACCAGAAAAAGAUGGUGUAUGGCUUACCUCAGGUGAAGGAACCAAGUCAGGUGUGUGAGGAAUGUUGCAAAGCAAAGUAGGCUAGGAAAGCAUUCAAGCAUGACUUGCCCAUGAGGUCGAAGGAAAAGUUAGAGCUAGUUCACUUUGAUGUGUGUGGACCUUUUGAAGUAAGGUAACAACUAUUUCUUAACUUUCAUAGAUGGAUUCACCCAAUACAUGUGGAUUUACCUUAUUGAACGGGAAAGUGAGGUAUUCAUACGGUUGAAGAAGUUUAAACUGCAUGUCGAGAAACAAAGUGGAUGCAUGUUAAAGAAAUUGAGAAUUGAUGGUGGAGGUGAAUACACCUUUAGAGAAUUUGCUAAAUUAUGCAAUGAGGAAGGUAUAGAGCAUGUGGUCAUUGCACCCUAUACACCUCAGCUUAAUGGUAUAGAUGAGAGGAGUAAUCGAAGUAUACUGAACAUGACAAAAAGUAUGUUGAAAGCUAAAUAAAUGCCAAAGAGAUUUUGGGGUGUGUCAUACCCCAAUUUUUGACCCUAAGAUCACACAUCAUUUGCAUACCAAUCAUCAAUCAAGAAGUUUUAACUUAGAGCUCUACUUGUGGUGUUAUGCUCAAUUCAUCUGCAAGGGAAUCAUCAAGCACCCAUGUUUAGUCUUGUAUAUAUUGUCUUACUAACCAAAAUACCAAAAAUAUUGCCUUGUGCUUUUGUAUGUUUGUGUUUUGUAGGUACCAAGUCAAAGUAUCCUUCAAAAAGAGCAUUUUUCAACAUUUUCACUAUGCAAAUCGAUUUGCAUAAGGUGUAAAUCAAUUUACACAACUGUUUCUGCACCAAAUUUGCUUCUGCCAUCAGUGCAAAUCGAUUUGCAUAAGACAGCAAUCGAUUUGCAUAACUGUUUUUGCCCCAGAUUUUGCCUUUUUCAGCAAUGUAAAUAGAUUUGCAUAAAGUGUAAAUCGAUUGCACCAGUGCGAAUUUGAAAAAAUGAAGGCAAAUUUCAGAUUUUGAAAGUGUUGACAUCAUUUGCAAGCAUGGGAAGCAUGACUUAGCUCUUGUAUUUGAUUACCUACAUCAUUUAAUCAUAAACCCUCAUGUGAUUGCAUCAAGACCAUUGGAUCUCAUUUUUGGCUCCAAAUCCUUUUCCCAAGCCUAAUUCUAUUUUCCAAUCCUAACUCCAAGCCACAAAAUUUCCCAAGCCUAAGUGCUAUAAAUUGAGGCAUUCCCCUCUUCAUUUUUCAAGCUUUGAUAGCCAAGAAAACUCUUGCUCUUUCUCUCCUCACCUCUUCCAAACCCCUCACUCAAAGCUCUUUUUCUUCCACACAAAUUAGUGAGUCACAUCUUGAACCUCACUAAUUUAGAGCUAAACCUCAACAUAAACACUACUUUUUCUUCAUCAAUUGUGAGAGAUCAAGGCUUGUGGUUGUGUGUUCUUGAAGAAGAUUCAAAGCUUGUGAAAGAUUUGGUAAAAUUCUAGAUCCAUUCCAUAAUUCAAGAUGUGAUCUAUUGUUGUUUAUGCUUGAUGCACCUUUGGUGCUACAUUGAUGAGUUUUGCUUGCUUACUUGAUACAUUUUUGUGCACAAAUUGAUCCGAGAUCACAAGGUGUUUGGUUUUAUGUUUAAACAAGUUUUCUUCUCUUGAUUUGCUGUUUUUUUGAAAACUGUGUUGUGCAAAUCGAUUUACAUCUGGUGCAAAUCGAUUUACACAACUGAAAAACUGCGCAGAUUUGAAAACAGAGUUAUGCAAAUCGAUUUACACUCUGUGCAAAUCGAUUUACAUCUGGGCAGAAUGCUUGUUUUUGUGGUUUUUGACUUGUUUUUGGUUCUAACUCAUCUUCUACUCCAUUCUUUUGAUAUUUUCUUUGAAUCACAAGUUAGAGGCCUAAUUUCUCUCUAAUUUCAAUGGACUUAGGGCGUCGAUAGGAUGAGAAUCCAAAUCCGCAAUAUUAAGUGAUUGAAAUUAUGGAUGAAAGGAGCUUUUGAAUAUGGUUCCAUCUUUUAUUUCUUUUUCUUUUGAUCGAUGAAAGUCUUUGAUACCUUGAGAAUUCUUAUGGAUUCUUGGUAAAGACUAGAUCACUCCUUAUUUUCUUUUCGUGCGGUAUUGCUUUCGGAGAAUGAUCUACAUAUCAUUUCUCUCGCAUGCAUUAGCACAUAAAGUUUUGACCGGCCUCGUUGUAGGGUGAUUUCUACAUAAAUCACUUGGCGAUCUGCUUAACAUAGCGCAAUAUUUCGUGUCCCGAAUAGAAAAAGAUCAAAUAUGGAAGAGAAUUGUAUGCGGUUGAUUUAAGACUUAUGGAGGUUUUAUCGUGUAGUCGCUAUGAUUUUAUCAAGCUUCUGAUAAAUGUCCAUUGAAUUUAAAUCCGAGAACAUCCUUCACUCACCAUCGAUCUUAAUUACUAACUUUGAUAACAUACUUGACAAGUUUCAAGAUGGUUAUCUUUAACAUCUAACAAUUGACUUUAAUUUCUGCACUUUAUUAUAUUGCUCUUUAUAUUUCUCGCUUUAUCGCUUUAUUUUAUCAUUUCAUCAUAUUUACAUUCUGCUAUUUUCUCUUUGUCUAUUUGGACAUAUGUUUAUGCUUCCGCUAUUUUUCUUUUGUCCACUUGGACCAUACUUUACUUUUAUGCUAAAACACUAAUAAUCAACCAAAAUCUAAAAAACACAUAAGGUUCUCUUUGGACUAUUGGUUACUAUCCCUAGCAUUUUGGAGAUUUGGACUUAUGGACUUAGUACCUCUGGACCCUUGUUCUGUUGUUACUCUGCUGUUAUUCUGUCUGUCUGGCAUUGGAUUGUUGUCUGUUUGUAUGUGCAGGUAUUUCCUUGAAAGCCCUUGAUGGUUAAUUCCAAGGCAUUGAUAUAAGGAUUUCACCCGAAAACAGCCGUUACUCUGCCCGAUUUCCGUCAGAAUUUUAAUGUGCUUAAUGCAAAGUGGUGCUAAGAUAAUAAGUUUCAUCUGGAUCCCCAAGUGGUAAUGUGAUUGGUUUGGUAUUGAUAAGUCCAAAGGAUGGGAAAUCUACCUUGACUCACAAUGUCAAGUGUUGGCUUCUUAUUUCGGUUAGACCGUUCUUUUCCUUAGCUUUUAUUUUACGCAAUAGGAUAGCCUCUUCAUCUCCUCCCCUUCUUUAAUUUUCAAAAUCUUCUCUCUUUUUCCAAAACAUUCUUAUGUUUUCAAACCUUUUCAAAACCUUUUUUUUAAAAAAAAAAAUCUUUUGCCCUUAGUGACCUUUUUCUCCAAAAGUUUAGACACUGUUAAUUGUCGAAACGAGUGGUUAUACCCCACGAUUUUGAAAUUGAUUGAUAUAAUGAGAUCUUUUCCGCGUGAGAGAGCUAGUGGCAUACUCGUUGAUUUUAUCCGAGUUGGAGCCCUUCUUUCAUUUGCGAUGCAAAGAACUCGUUUGUUCUCAUGAUCAAGAUCAAUGGCUGAGUAUUUCUCUCCGACAACGAUAAAGUGUUUAUUCGUUUUUUUUUAAAAAUGUUUUCCCUUUUAAGCGGAACUACAUUAGCUCUGACUUCUCCAUUGCACCGAAGAGGUAUGUAGGCACAAGGCUUAACGCUUUGCCGAACUUAUUUUAAAAAUAAAACAAACCCUUUUUUAGCACACACACGACACAGAUUUUCAAAAAGGUUCCUGUGGAGUACCACAGAUAUGAGGGGUGCUUAAAACCUUCCCCUCAUAUAAUCAACACCCGUACCUAAGAUCUCUUCUUUUUGUUUUUAAAAACAAACUUUGGGUUUUUUUCCGUUCUUUUCCCUUUUCCUUUGGAAACAAUAAAGCACGGUGGCGACUUUCACUGAAAUAUUGAGUCGAGUCAAUCCUAUGGCUUCGAUCUCAGAUUUUCCCCGCUACAGAAAAAUUCUUCAUCACCUCCCCUUCUUUAAUUUUCAAAAUCUUCUCUCUUUUUCCAAAACAUUCUUAUGUUUGCAAACCUUUUCAAAACCUUUUUUAAAAAAAAAAAAUCUUUUGCCCUUAGUGGCCUUUUUCUCCAAAAGUUUAGACACUGUUAAUUGUCGAAACGAGUGGUUAUACCCCACGAUUUUGAAAUUGAUUGAUAUAAUGAGAUCUUUUCCGCGUGAGAGAGCUAGUGGAAUACUCGUUGAUUUUAUCCGAGUUUGGGCCCUUCUUUCAUUUGCGAUGCAAAGAACUCGUUUGUUCUCAUGAUCAAGAUCAAUGGCUGAGUAUUUCUCUCCGACGACGAUAAAGUGUUUAUUCGUUUUUUUAAAAUGUUUUCCCUUUUAAGCGGAACUACAUUAGCUCUGACUUCUCCAUUGCACCGAGGAGGUAUGUAGGCACAAGGCUUAACGCUUUGCCGAGCUUAUUUUAAAAAUAAAACAAACCCUUUUUUAGCACACACACGACACAGAUUUUCAAAAAGGUUCCUGUGGAGUACCACAGAUAUGAGGGGUGCUUAAAACCUUCCACUCAUAUAAUCAACACCCGUACCUAAUAUCUCUUCUUUUUGUUUUUAAAAACAAACUUUGGGUUUUUUCCGUUCUUUUCCCUUUUCCUUUGGAAACAAUAAAGCGCGGUGGCGACUUUCACUGAAAUAUUGAGUCGAGACAAUCCUAUGGCUUCGAUCUCAGAUUUUCCCCGCUACAGAAAAAUGGCGACUUCACUGGGGAUCCAGUUUUAAGUGUGUUAAGCCUAUUUUUGUUUAUCUAUGUGUUUUUUUCUGUAUAUAUAUAUUGUGUGCUUUGUUUGUUUUUUUUUUCUUUUUGGUGCUUAAUGGUUCCUCUGUGAUGAGAUAAAGUUCUAACCCGGACUUUGGUGAGUAACUUGAGAUAGGAGGUGGUAAGACCAAUAGUCGCAUGUCAGGAGCAAUCCUUAGCAUGAGCGUCAUAUGGUGGAACCCCAAUCAGUGGAUGCCUCAUGGAAGGUAGUAGAUGUUGUUACGAAUCAUCGUAAGAACGCUAUUACUUUCAAUAGUGAGUGUCCGUAGAAGCUGAAUGGCCUAGAACCCUUUUAACCCAUCUAAGCCUUUUUAGGAUGUAGCGCAGAAACAAGGUCAAGUACCAAUUUGAGCUUGUUGUCAUGCGAUGCUACGCUCAGACGAGGUCUUUUUAGGCAUAUUAUUGGCGUCCAUGAGCAAUUGUGCGUGCCGGUAGUAUCCGAUAGAAGAUUGAAAACUCUGGGAACCUUAUUAGAACCCGUUCGGCAGGUACAAAAUUCCCUAGUACAUACCUUUGUGGGUGGUUCUUAAUUUUGACUCCAUGCUCGUGACGUCGAACCUUUGAACCCUGUUUAUGCGACCAUGUGUGAUCUUAAUUGUGAUUGAUGCAUAAACCAUGCAUCCAUGCAUUCAUUUUAUUUCCAAGGAACUCAUAGGUCUUCCUUUGUAAACAUCAUAAGUUUCAUCAAACUCAAUGGAUCUUGGGUGUUGAUGGGGUGAAAACUCUAAUCCACCAAAAUGGAUGAUUGAUCUUGAUGAUAACUUGAUCAAAGCUUUGAUCCAAUAUAGGAUUUACCUCCUUCAUGUUUUGAUGUUUACAAAUUAAUAACUUGAAUUCCUUGAAAAUCAAAUAAAUAAAAAGAAACAACAAUAAUUGCAUCAUUUGCAUACAUACAUCCAGGUUGUCCAGAAAACUUAUCCUUAUCUGUCUCCAUCUUCAGAGUUUGUCUGUCUGCUGUCAAGCUGAUUCCUCGACACAUUGAACUAGAAGCAUGUAUCUGAAAAGUAUGGAAGAACUUCAACAAGACCAAGAGUUUCUAAGAGCAGAGGUCAGCUAGUUGAAAAUUCAGAUGAAUCAAAUUAUGGAAAUCCUGCAAAGUCUUGUCGAAGAAAGAAUGCAACAUUCCUCCGAUUAUCACAAAGCAAGUGAAUACUCCUUUAGCCUUUUCCGUUGCUACUCCAACUCAGGGGAAACCAUAUGUUAUGUCAUGUGAUUCAUAUUUUGAAGUAGAGAAGGAAACACCUGUUUGCUUUCCUCAAUCAGUGCUUCAUAGGACUCUGCAUCAACAUCCAUUGUCUGUUCCUUCUCAAGGUAACAAAAAGCAGAAACAAGAUCAGAAUCGCGAUAGGACUCAUUUUGAUCCUAUUCCUAUGUCAUACACUGAAUUGUAUCCUACAUUGGUCCAUAAAGGGUUGAUCACAACAAGAACCAUGCCGCCUCCUCGAAACCCUCCCUCAAAAGGAUUCCGACCUGAUCUUCAUUGUGAAUUCCAUCAGGGUGGUGCUGGCCAUGAUUUUGAAGGUUGUUAUGCUUUGAAGACUAGAGUUCAAGAGUUGGUGAGAUCAAAAAUGUUUUCUUUCAAGGACAUGGGUCCUAAUGUUGUCACCAAUCCUUUACCAGAUCAGAGUGGCUGAAGACAAGUCAAAGCCCGUUUUUCCUAAAGCCAAGUGUUUCAGACGAGAUAGCUCAUCUUGGUUGCUGAUUAGUCACUAGGCCUUGAUUUUGUACUGUUUGUAUUUCCUUUAUGGUGUUGUUUACUUUUAGACUUUGUUUGUUUUUGAAUGGUGAUUUUAAUGAAAUGAGCAUUGCAUAUUUUGAAUUCAUUCACAUCCACUGUGUUUAUGUUUAUACCUUCUUUUACAAAAACGUUUUCUUCCAUUUGCUUUCUCUAUCAAACUUGUGUUUUAUGCAAAGAUUGGAGGGAGGAUGAUGACAACGAAAUACCCAAGUUGUUGAACUUUAUGCUUUCAAAUAAAACUCUGCUGAUGAUGUACAGGCAUUGUUUCAAUUCCAAAACACUGGAGAAAUAAGGAAGUUAAUCCCUUGUCAACCCCUCUGAGCCUUUGAAGUUGGUGUUUCUUUCUGUAUGAAAAAACCCGCAUUUUAAACCUGGGGAAGGGUAGUUCUCAACUAAUUUGGCUGUGCAUUCUAUUUUAAGAGAAUCAUUCAGUACACCUUUCCACAAAGGUUUCAAUCACAAGCUUUCCUCCGCAUACAUCAAAGAAAUGUUGGAGAUGUCAAUCAAAAGCCAAUGAUGGUUCAUCAAUCAUUAAGCAAGGCAGUCACUAUCUUUAAAAGAAAAUGUGUAUUAAAAAAAGAAUCACAUAAAAGCCUGCUAAGUCAAAACCAAAAAACGACUUAGGCAAAAAUAAGGGCAUCCCGCUGACUGUAAGUGAAAAAAUAGACAGUUCAGGCAAAAGUUAGGGAUAUCAAAAGAAAAAGAUGAAAAAAGAGAAGUCAAUAAAUUCCUCAAGCAACAAAAUGUUGUGACAACAAAAAGGAAGAAGUGACUGCCAUCUCAAAAGUUCUCUUUGCAUAUGAACUAUCAUCAUUAUCAAAGGUGCAAUUCCAGAAGCCUCUUGGAACCUGAAUGCAUAAGCUGAAUUAACUGAGUUUUAGGACUGGAGAUCAUCACGAAGAUGGGGUGGGUACAAUCAAAUUUUGAGCCUUAUAUCCUUUGUUUCUUAAACCGUGAACCAGGCCACGUUACAACCUUUAAAAGACCUAAUUGAAGCAAGGUUUGUUUGAAAGCAUACUACAACAAGGUUGCGUAAGCUGACUCCCAUGAGAUUUUCCAAUCAUUUGUUUUGAUAUCAUGCCUUUGCUUUAUCUUUCACUUUGAAUGUCUUAACCUUUAUGUUUUGACCAGUGAUUCCAUUUGCUUUACAUCAAUAACAUCAUUCCAAUAAUGAUUUUGAUUUCAAAAAUAUUCUUUGAGCAUUGCAUUAAAAUUACCAUUCUUGAAUGAACAUUUUAUUUGUAAGUAAGCACUCAUCUUUCAGGAAGUUCAAACAGUCGAGAAACUUGAUUAGUGAUCCAAUCAGGGGCACGUUACUUCAAGAUCCUGUUGUUCAGAUGUCCAGUCAAGAUUUGUUGAUCAGAAUAUCGUUUCAAGACUUAUACUGGGGCAAGCCAUCCCAACAUGCAUAUCAAGAAUUGAAGCCACGAUCAGUUCAUCCCUAAUACAGUUCAGCUGAAGCCAUGAUCAGUUAACUUGCAACAAUUAGUCAAUAAGGGGCAAUCUUCUUCAGUAAUCCCCAAGCAACUUUAUCAGUCCUUCUCAGAGGAUCACCAGUCUGAUACAGUUACCAAUGUGACAAGAAGUGUGUCCAAGCAUCUUCUUCAUAAGCAGAAUUGGCAGGGUUCCCGUGUUGAGGAAUCGAGUUCCUAUCGUGCCUCACAAAAGAGUCUCCCUCAGUUGUAACAAACAAUUGCAUUGCAUUGAUCAUAUAUCAUGCAUAGAAAAAUUCAACAUCAUGCAUUGAAACAAAUUUCAUACUCAUUUGCAUUUUUCGAGGUUCUGUUGCUAUCAACAUCUUCACCUUGAGAUCAAAGUCCAACUUACUUGGCACCUAUCCAAAACAGAUACUUGUUUGUCUUGUCCGUCUAUUGUUGUUCCUUGAUGUAUCCUUUCUUCAUUUAGUGCCAUUCCUGGAUGUUAUGAUUUCUCCCUCUUCUUUCAGUGUCAUUCCUGAAAGAUUUCGACCAUGUUUUAUCUUGAUUGUCUCUGAUCAUGCUUUAUCCUGAUCAUUUACACCAUGUUUUAUCUUGAUUCCCUUCAAUCAUGUUUUAUCUUGAUUGUCUCUGAUCAUCCUUUAUCCUGAUCAUUUACACCAUGUUUUAUCUUGAUUCCCUUCAAUCAUGUUUUAUCUUGAUUGUCUCUGAUCAUGCUUUAUCCUGAUCACUUACACCAUGUUUUAUCUUGGUUCCCUUCAAUCAUGUUUUACCUUGAUUGCCUCUGAUCAUGCUUUAUCUUGAUCGCUUACACCAUGUUUUAUCUUGUUUCCCUUCAAUCAUGUUUUAUCUUGAUUGCCUCCAAUCACGUUUUACCUUGAUUGUCAUUCGAUGUUAUCCAAUCAUGUUUUACCUUGAUUAUCCCUUAAUGACAUCCAAUCAUGUUUUACCUUGAUAGACCUGUGAUGAUUAUCUAAUCAUGUUCUACCUUGAUUAUCCAUUAAUGAC
Vicia villosa (hairy vetch) is the source of this 11922-nucleotide messenger RNA. RefSeq lists its product as uncharacterized. The transcript is spliced from 5 exons. The record is from RefSeq and is a predicted model, not a curated record. NCBI's taxonomy places the organism in Eukaryota, Viridiplantae, Streptophyta, Magnoliopsida, Fabales, Fabaceae. Bases 174 to 1190 code for a protein of 338 amino acids.